Molecule: messenger RNA, 2497 nt
Organism: Saccostrea cuccullata (small rock oyster)
Lineage: Eukaryota; Metazoa; Mollusca; Bivalvia; Ostreida; Ostreidae
Exons: 4
Coding region: 157-1701 (514 amino acids)
Source: RefSeq, a predicted model, not a curated record
CACACAUGUCAUCUUUAAAGUUUUUUUCGUCUUUUGUCGCUCGCAUCUGUUUCCCGCUACCACGUAUUCGUCCAAUCAAUGAUUUUGUCGCCACGUUCAAAAGAAAUAGUACGUUUGUAAAAAUAAAGAAUGUAAAAAUCUGGAUUUGAUUUGAUUAUGAUCCGGCGGAAAGCCAAGGAGUAUAGUGGUUCUAGUCUAGAACUGGGUGGUGCGGCAGACAUUACAAAACAUGUCCCUAUGAAGAAACUGAAAUCUAUGAAAGCCGUGAAGUACAUCAUUUUAAUCAUACUGGGUUUUAUCCUUCAUGCUGGAUACAGGUUUAUUACAAAGCCGAGCUCACACGGAGAUAUAAUCGACAUUUCUCCUGACGACAUUGUAAAUAGCGUGGCCCCCGGUAACACAGAUAAUGAUUGGGAAGACGACCAAAAUCCAUUUCUUGAAGAUUUAGAGCGAGAGUCAAAGGUCAAAGAGAAAUUAGGUGAUCAUGCCAAGCAAGUUUUUGACAAUCAAAGAACGAAAAAUACUGAAAGUGUAAAAAUUGAAAAAAAUUCGGAAAAACACAAAAUAGUAAAAACUGAUGAACACACGAAAAAGGAAAACAAACCAAAAGAAAAUAUUGAAAAACAAUCUCCUGAUAACAACCAUCCUAAGAAGGAGAUCCAAACCAACAUAUUAGAUAAUAAAUUAAACCCUAGGAAUGAAAUUGAGAGGAAAGACUUAAAACAAGAAAUGGAAAUAGAAAACCGGAUAGCACAAUUAAUGGACGACAACCAGGAAUCGCAAAAAUUGGACCAUAUGCCGGUAGAGGACUAUAAAGAUCCGGAAAAACCGAUCCGGAAAGAUCCGGAAGUACAACAGGAGUUCCAACAAAAAGCUGAACAGAUAGCCAAAGUUGUGAACAGUAAUAUUAAAACGUUUGUUUUGUCUGAGGGACACCACACUCACGAUAUUCCCGCCAUUGUGACCGCAGCCUCGCAGCAGACGUUCAGCCAGAUUGAACACCUCGUCUCUUCCGUUCAAUACUUUUAUCCAAAGGAAGAUAUUUAUGUGUUUGAUUUGGAUCUUACGGAUGCUCAACGAAUGAAGUUGUCCGCUUUCUGCAAUGUGCGCCUGCGCGGUUUCUGGUUGAAUCUUUUCCCAAGCUUUAUCCACGACUUAUCGAACUUCCACUGGAGACCAUUAAUCAUUCAGACAGCGCUAGCGGAAUUUGGACACAUCACGUGGAUAAAUCCUGGAUUUAAAGUGAGUUCCAUGGCGUUCAAUGAUCUCGUGCAUAAAUCUGAGGAGCCCGGAAUCCUGGUUAUAGGACAAAACGCUGAUUACUCAACAUUCGCCGUGACACACCCCAAAAUGUACAAAUAUUUAACAGUGGAUAGGACACAGUUAUUUAAGUCCCCUCAUAUUGAGGUCAGGGCAAUGAUCAUUCAUAAUACAGAGGAAGUGAUGAACAAUUUUAUGAAACUUCUAUCUGCUUGUGCAGUCGAGGAACAAUGUCUGAGUCCCCCUGGUGCUGCGCCUAGUUGCAGGUUUGACGUCACAGGGCGGGAAUAUGCCGACUGUCAUCGCUAUGACGAGUCAGCUGUCAAUAUUAUUCUGAAAAAUUGGCUUGGACAUAAAUCUGCCAUAUUUAUGGAGAAGAGUAAUUUCUUACAGCCCAUAAAUAAGUAUGAUAAAGCCAAUCCAAAGAUAUGCAAAACUUAAAAAAACAAUCUAUAGUGAAAGUGUUACAAUAACUGAACAACAUGUCCACGGGUCGGCCUGCUCACCUGAAGCGACAUUUUCCUUUCUGACAAUCUGUAGUUACUGUGACCAUUAGGCUUGAAGGCCAUGAGUUCGUUAAAUAAUAUUGCAGUAUUAUUCUUGAUACCAACUUUACAAACCAGAGCAUUAAUGUUUAGAGCCAAUCAAAUCAGGAUAUGAUAAAAAAGGGGUUUAAUGCAUUUUGGAAGAUUUUAAAGACUGUGAAAGAAAAUACAUUUAGAUCAGCAUUCCAUCUUGAAAUUAAAAUCGAAUAUCGAUUUUAGGUGACUUCAAAACAUUUCAGCAUCUGAGGUGUACAUUUAGUGCACCAAAUUGUUUAAAAGCACCCUGAUUUACCCAAAAGAAGCUUAGCUGCAGAACUGUGACACUCUGGUUGAGAAAAUUCAGACAGACAAACCAGAGAGUACAGAUCCAAGCGUUGUGAAAACAUUCGAUUUACGGAGUUUUUUUUUGCAAUCGUUUUUUGAAUUAUUUCUUGUAUUUCAUCUAUUUUCCUGCUUAAAACAUGUUUUCCAUGAAUAAAGCAUGUUUUACUCCUAUUCUUGAUACUUCAUUUACCUUUCAAAGGUUCCAAACAAGGAUAUAUAUUACCUUGGAAUGUCAGCUUCAAAAUUCGCAUUCAGGGGGUUUGCUAGAAUUAAUGCAAUGAAAGGUAAAAUUAAGUAUCAGGAAUAUGAAUAUAUUUAAUAGUUUUAAAAUAUGCAAUUAAGGGUAAAAUUAAAAAUCAGGAAUAUGA